AUGGGCAUCCAGGGCCUGCUUCCCCUGCUCAAAGACGUCCAGCGCCCUGUGCAUGCCUCGAGCUAUGCAGGCAAGACGCUCGGUGUGGAUGCAUACGUGUGGCUGCACAGAGGCGCCUACGGCUGUGCACGCGAGAUUGUACUCGGCGAUCCUACGCCGCGCUACAUCGCACACGCACUGAGCCGCAUCCGCAUGCUGCAGCAUUUUGGCGUCAAGCCGUACCUCGUAUUCGACGGCGACAAGUUGCCCGCCAAGCGCGGCACCGAGGACGACCGCGAGCAGCGCCGCAACGACCACCUCGAGCGUGCCAACCAGCUGGAACGCGAGGGAAACAUGCAGCAGGCUCGCGAUCUCUUUUCCAAGUGCGUCGACAUCACGCCCGAAAUGGCGUUUCAGCUCAUCAAGGUGCUCAAGCAGCAAGACAUCCCCUACGUCGUGGCGCCGUACGAGGCGGAUGCGCAGCUCGCCUUUCUCGAGGCAGAGGGCAUAAUCGAUGGCAUCAUCACCGAGGACUCGGAUCUGCUCGUCUUCGGAUGCAAGACGGUGCUCUUCAAGCUCGACCAGGCCGGCAAUGCCAUCGAGAUGCUGCAGCAGCGCUUUUGGACCAACCGGCAGUUGGCACUCUCCGGCUGGACCGCGGUCGAAUUCAGGCAGAUGGCCAUUCUUUCCGGAUGCGACUACCUGCCGAGCAUCGUGGGUAUGGGCCUCAAGAAUGCACACCGGCUGCUGAGGAGGUACAAGACGGUCGACAAGGUGCUCCAGGCCGUACGGCUCGAGGGCAAGCUGCGCGUGCCCAACGACUACGCCAGGGAGUUUCGAAAGGCGGAGCUGACGUUUGUCCAUCAGCGCGUCUUCGACCCGCGCACGCAGAGGCUCGUUACGCUCACUCCGCUGCCCGACGGAACGCACGACGACAUGCUCCCGUUCAUCGGCGCAAACAUUCAGGACGACGUGGCGAUAGGCGUGGCCGAGGGCGUCAUUGAUCCGAUCACCAGGAUGCAGAUUGUGGACCGGGUGCCCAAGCCGCUGGGCAUGCGCAGCAACUCGGACAACAAUAUUGCUGCGGCACCGAGCACGUCAGCCGUGCCGCACGGGCUGCACCGCAGUACCACAGCACCUAUGACGUUGCAAAGCUCGAGCACAGGCGUGGGCGUGGGCGGCUUCUAUAGGGCGUCGGUGGGUGCGGCAGCGAAGAAGAAGGCGGUCAGUAAGGAGGCAGGCUUGCAGAGCCUCAAAAACUUUUUCGUCGGCACCAGCGUCAGCUCCAAGGAGAACGGUAGGCCGAAAGCCGAAGAUCGAGUGAAGGAGAGGGCACCGUUGGCGGCCGUCGAUACCAACCGCAAGGCAGAUGCUUCUGGAACGCAGAGCAAGUUCUUCGCCAAAGCGACGCCGGCACCGACGCAAACUGCAAAGGCGGACCAUGCCUAUCUGCAUCUCGGCGGCGAGCUCACGCCGCCGGUGGUGCGGAAGGGUCCGAACGACUCGGGGUACUGGGACGAAGAGUGUCAUGACAUGCGCGACUUUGUGCGGUCCAGCAGUCCUCCCCAGGCGACGGCGGCGUCGCAAGCGCUCGUGGUGGAGACGCAGGAGGUGGCAGUGGCGACACAGUCGGAAAGCAUGCCAUCGUCGAGCGUGGCGGUGGUGGUGCCGCAGACGCCGUCGCGCGGUGGGCGAGGGAGCAAGAGGAUGCGAACCGAGUCGCGCGAAUUUUCGUCGCCGGAGAGCGUGAUAGGCAGCGGAUUCAUCUCGUCGCCCGCAACGUCGUCGGUGCGUGGUGACGUGGGCGACGAAGAAGCGCCAAGCUCGCCGUCACCCGCGCAGGCAUGCGCGCCGGCGACGAGGCCGCACAGGAGUGAGGACGAGGAGGACGUGCAGGCCGAGCCCGUCACGCCAUUGGCAGUGCGUGCAGGUGCGGCACGGAAGCCGGUGCUCCAGACGAGCGUGUCCAAGCUCGAGGCGUUCCGCUACAGCGCGGUGACGCCGCAGCAGGCGCAGCAGAGGCAGCACCCGCGCGAGACGCCCACAGCGGCGUCACCGUCGGUGCUCAAGUUGGCGGCCAGCAGCACCCCAGUUGCAGCAGUCAGGCCGGCAAAGGCACUCAAGAGAAGCCCGACGCUCAUGCUUGGCGACGAGGCCGAGAGUAAGGGCCUGUUUGACAGAUUCCGGUUUUCGGACCAGGAAACUAGGCACGUUCCGUUGUAG
Moesziomyces aphidis is the source of this 2202-nucleotide messenger RNA. The record is from the annotation of a GenBank genome assembly. NCBI's taxonomy places the organism in Eukaryota, Fungi, Basidiomycota, Ustilaginomycetes, Ustilaginales, Ustilaginaceae.